Molecule: messenger RNA, 1183 nt
Organism: Apis laboriosa (Himalayan honeybee)
Lineage: Eukaryota; Metazoa; Arthropoda; Insecta; Hymenoptera; Apidae
Product: farnesyl pyrophosphate synthase-like
Exons: 7
Coding region: 170-1183 (337 amino acids)
Biological process (GO): trans, trans-farnesyl diphosphate biosynthetic process
Cellular component (GO): cytoplasm
Molecular function (GO): dimethylallyltranstransferase activity; (2E,6E)-farnesyl diphosphate synthase activity
Source: RefSeq, a predicted model, not a curated record
ACAAAAAAUCUUCAAUUCUAUAAAUAUUAGAAAAAAUUCAUUAUGGUGGAAAUGCCAAGAAUCAAGAAUAGGAUACUCUUGUUAUAAAAUAAAUACGCCAUUAAAAUAUCAUACAUCAAAUAAUAUACAAGAAUAUGUCAAUUCCUUUAAAAAUGAAAGAAACAAAUUAAUGGCUAUGUGGCCCGAUAUUGUUCGUGAAUUGACGGAAGAAGAUAUUAAAGAAUUACCAGAUGUUAAAAAAUGGACAAAAGAGAUAUUGGAAUAUAAUGUUCCGAAAGGAGGAAAACGAAGAUCAGUACCACUUGUAAUUGCAUAUAAAUUGCUGACAUCUCAAGAUCAGUUAACAGAAGAAAAUAUUCAUUUAGCUCGUAUCCUAGCCUGGUAUAUAGAAAUAAUGCAAGCAUUUCACACAAUGAUAGAUGAUAUUUUAGAUAAUGCAAACAUACGACGAAAUCAAUUAACCUGGCAUGUAAAAGUUGGAUUAGGUGCAAUUAAUGAUGCUUUAAUUUUGGAAACAUGUAUAUACAAGCUUCUUGAGAAACAUUUUAAAUCGAAAAAUUGUUAUGUAGAAAUCAUGAAUAUAUUCUUGAAAUAUCAUAAAAAAACAGUGCAAGGUGAAUGUCUAGAUAUAUUGAUAUCAACAGAUUGGGGAAAAAAAUCGAAUCUUGAUCUUUUUUCUAUGGAUCGAUACAAUAAUCUAAUUAAACAUAAAACAUCUUAUUUUUCAUUUAUACUUCCAUUCAGUCUUGCUAUGCGUUUUGCUGACAUAAUCGAUCCAGAAAUGCAUAGGGAAGCAGAAAAAAUUCUGAUAAAAAUAAGUCACCUUUUCCAAGUACAAAAUGAUUUUUUGGAUUAUUACAGUAAAGAAGAAAUCGGAGGAAAAAGUGGAACUGACAUACAAGAAGGAAAAUGUACAUGGCCUAUUGUGGUUGCAUUGCAGCGAGCUAUAACCGAACAAAAAAAAAUUUUAAAAGAAUGUUAUGGAGUAAGUGAUGAAGAAAAAGUAAAACGUGUGAAAGAAAUUUAUGAAAAGAUAGGCAUAUCGAAUAUUUAUUGUGAUUACGAAGAAGAAACGUAUAAUUUAUUAAAUACAUGUAUACAGCAAUUAUCUUCGAAACUUCCAUCUGAAUAUUUUUCAUACUUACUCGCUACAUCAUGUAGUAAAAUAGGACAAAAAAAUUAA